AUGUCUCCUGAGGCCGUAGGUCUGUUGACUCAGAGGCCCGUGUUUUGUGACAUCCACAAGCAGGAGCCACUGAAGCUGUUUUGUGAAACGUGUGACAGACUCACCUGUCACGACUGUCAGCUGCUUAAGCACAAGGAUCACAACUACCAGUUUUUGGAGGAUGCAUACAGAAACCACAGACAGUAUCUAGAGAACAUGACACAGCAGUUGCAAGAGAAAAGACAAGCCAUUGAGGAUGUUUCCAGCUGUAUCAGCUCUGGACUUCAACAAGUUGAAGAAAAUCGUAAGGCAGUUACAAAUGAAAUAAAGAAGUCCAUCUGUAAUUUGAUAAUGGAGAUCAACAGGAAGGGCAAGAUUCUGGUUAAUCAGCUCGAGGGUCUCACAAAGGAACAUGAGGUGGGUCUGAAGAAACAGCAAGAUGAUGUCAACUCUCUGAGUAGGCACCUCGACCACGUAAUUAGCUUCACAAAGUGGGCUACAGCCAGCCAUAGUGGAACCGCCCUCCUGUACUGCAAGAGACUGAUCCUCUACCAGAUCCAUUACCUGAUGAGGGCAAGCUGUAAUCCCUCCAUCAUUCCCCAGAGUUCUGUUCGCUUCCAAACAAAUCAACAGGGUUCCCUGAACAUUGGGACUGAUGCACCCAGGGAGGAGGGCAAACAAAACAAACAUGCUGUGUGUGGAUGCUGGAGCUGUUAAUUUCCCCGAGGGAACCUCCCAAAGGGAUUAAUAAAGUCGUCUGUCUGUCUGUCUGUAAUGAACUUACAGACAGAUUGUGUCAGCUGUUGUGUCAGCUGUUCAAAUGCAUAGUAAGAGGCACUACAAACCAUGUAAAAAGAAAAACACUGUGUUGUUUUAAUUUCCCAUGUCCACCCUUGUGACUCUGUUUCCCAGCUUAAUGUGAAUAUUGAUGCACUUAAUGUACUCAAAUCACUUAAUCAUAAACAGAAAGAUGUGUUUUAUACUGUUAGACAGUAGUGCAUAGAUAAGGUCAGAGGCCAAAACCAUUUCAUUUAUUAAUUACAGGUGGUGCUGUGACAGGUAAGCCACAUUCAAUCAAGGCCAUCCAUUAUGAAGCAAGUAGUUUGUUGUCACAAGUUGCAAGUGCAUCAGAGAAGAUCACAGUGUUGUUAGUAGCUCCUACUGGUAAAGCUACUUUCAAUUUAAAACCUGGCACCUUCCAUAGUAGUUUGUCCUUAGGAAUAGAUGUGCAACUGCCAUACACACCAUUGGGGGAAGAACAGGUAAAUACAUUGCACGCAACCUUUAGUGAU
Molecule: messenger RNA, 1271 nt
Organism: Solea solea (common sole)
Lineage: Eukaryota; Metazoa; Chordata; Actinopteri; Pleuronectiformes; Soleidae
Product: transcription intermediary factor 1-alpha-like
Exons: 7
Coding region: 1-696 (231 amino acids)
Molecular function (GO): zinc ion binding
Source: RefSeq, a predicted model, not a curated record